AUGGCUAUAUAUCGUAUCUUAAAACAUCUUGCUUCGACCUAUAAUAUUGCACAAGUAGGAGAAUCAAUCUUUGCCGCCAAUAAAACCACUCAUCUACUGGCUUCUCCUGCAGGUAAAGGAAAUAUCAUGUUUGGUUUUAACACCCUCAACAAAGCAUUACAGGAGUUACCAGACUUCUUAAAGGAGAAUGGAUAUAAGAAUCCUGAAAAUCCCCUUGAAACUGCCUUCCACCGAGCUUUUGAUACCAAGGAACACUUUUUUCCCUAUAUUCAACAGUUCCCGGACACUAUGCGAUACUUUUAUCCGUCUCUUACUGCAUCCAAGAGCCCCGUUCCAUGGACAUCUGUAAUCCCUCUGGCCGAAAAGCUGAGGGAAGCGGAUAAGGAAAAACCUCUCUUUGUGGACAUUGGUGGUGAACACGGUUAUCAGUGUGAUGCCUUUCGCAAGGCAAUCGCCGAGUAUGACUUUUCUGGCCGUGUGAUCAACCAAGACCUUCCGGGAACAUUGGCUACAGCCCCAAAACACGACGAUAUCUAG
Molecule: messenger RNA, 537 nt
Organism: Sclerotinia sclerotiorum 1980 UF-70
Lineage: Eukaryota; Fungi; Ascomycota; Leotiomycetes; Helotiales; Sclerotiniaceae
Exons: 2
Coding region: 1-537 (178 amino acids)
Molecular function (GO): methyltransferase activity
Source: RefSeq, a predicted model, not a curated record